Messenger RNA from Bombus impatiens (common eastern bumble bee), 5925 nucleotides. RefSeq names its product 2-hydroxyacylsphingosine 1-beta-galactosyltransferase (gene Ugt50B3). The transcript has 7 exons. The record is from RefSeq and is a predicted model, not a curated record. Bases 3551 to 5116 code for a protein of 521 amino acids. NCBI's taxonomy places the organism in Eukaryota, Metazoa, Arthropoda, Insecta, Hymenoptera, Apidae. Gene Ontology annotation, molecular function: UDP-glycosyltransferase activity.
GAUCAUUAAAGCUACCGCUGGCCAGUCAAACUUUCACGCUCGGUGAUAUCCAAGCUUCGUGCGUCGAAACGCGUCGAGUCUCAAGGUCUGCGAAAAUCGAUCGACCGAUUUUUUUCGCUCGAGCCCCUGCACCUGGGCCUAUUAACCUCGUUUUCGCUAAAUCGAAAUUUAACGGAAGAUAAAGGCGAGAUAAAUUUUCGAAAUACGAAAGCAGUGAAUGUGAUUCGAUCGACUCGCUAAACAAUAAGAAUCUUCGCUAUAGAGCGACGUUGAAAAAUCUGCCAACUUCGUUUUCGCUGAAUCGAAAUUCAGCCGAGUUCGUACAAUACGAACAAUCGCGAACGACAAGAUCGACCUACGUAUUUACGUACGAAACAUCGAGAGUUUUUAACCUAACGCAAACUAAAAGGUGUUUAUCUCGUUUUCAUUGCAUCGAUAUUUAAUCAGAAAUAUGACCGAAUGAAUCUUCCACGAAAUAAAUUUCCGAUCGAAUCGACACGUCAAAGGAUAAGGAACCUUCGCUGUAAAGUGACACUAAAAGGCGUAGGUAUCGGGUUCCAGCGAGAAGAAUCGUGAGCGAGGAUAUCCGAAUGGAAUUAAUGGAAAAGUUGCAUGGUGAAACUGAAUCGACGAAACGUUGAUUAAAAAGAACGAUUUCAAUUUGGCAGAAGAAACUUCUUUCGUAGAAAUGGUAAGGAAAACGCGGAGGAACGAGCGCACGAGAAAGGAAGGAAACGCUGGCUGCGCGUAAAUCGCAAGAAAGAAGUCGAGGACCAGCGCCACGAGGUAAGGAAAAGUGUUACGGAUCGCGUCCCACGAUUUUCGACGACUCGAUCGAGGAGCUUCGUCGACGACCAGAUACACUGUCGAGCUGUGGCAAACAUCUGUGAAACAACAUCAUAAAUAUGUUCGUCAUACGUCCGUCGACUCGUGAAGACUUAAUCGUUAAAAUUUGCUAGUGAAAAGAACGAGACUUUGAUCCUCGAAGAAUCUUUGCUCCUUAAUUUCCUCUGUAUACGUUCGAAAAUAAGUCUCCUGUGAAAUAUGAUAACUAAACUAGACUUUCAACGAGUCGAUUUUGUAUUUAGCACUUUGUAUCUAUUGGAAAUUACGAUUUAGUCUAACAAGGGAAGAAUUUGUCGAAACUAUUUGCAAGAGCCAUAGAAACGUAGAUUAGUUACAUAUAGAGUCAUAGAAAGAAAUGGAAAAAGAAAACCAUCAUUGGUCGAAAGUUAACUAUCGUCGCGUGUUCCAAAGAUCGUAGAAAUUUGAAAAAAACGACCACUUAUCGUCAGGGUCCACAGUAUCGAUCCUUUUAACGAAAAAUCCAUCGAAAUCAAGAGUUACGCGUAUCUAAUUAUUAGUCGAGACGGAUGUUGCUAAUUAAUCAGAAAAACGCAAAAGUAUUUGGACACCGUUCGAUUUCCUAUUAACACGGAUAAUAUAUUCGUACAAAUUUUCUACAUUUAUCAAAUGUCCAACUGGGCAAAUUGUAAAGUACAAAUUAAAUAAUAAAACAAAAAUUUUCUCCGACAAAUGUUCCGAUAAUUUCCCGUAUCGCUGUAAUCCAUACAAAUGUUCGAUUCGUCGACAAAUCUGUGUUCCUCGUGUCUGUACGAUUGAACUUUCGAUCCCUGAAACUCCCUAAAACGUACAUCUCGUUGGUUGGGAAGGUUACUCGUCCAUUUGAGAUUCACGAAAAGGAUUUAACGUCUCGUCUAAUCCCGUUAAACGUGCCGUAUCUCGUACGGAUAUCGACCUAUCCGUUUUUCGCGAAGGAAAGAGAAUCGUCAAAGGAAGAGCCAGAGAAAGGAACAGGAGGGAAGGAGAGUCAAGAUCAGGAUUUCAAUCUCGAGAGAUCGUAUUGUCGGUCUGGAACGAGCGCUGCACUUGAAACUUGCAUUAUUUAGUGAAAGUUUCAGGCGUCGUUUGAAUAUCGUUGAAGGUUAAAUUUACGUGUUCUCGCGAACGAACGAGAAUUGAUUAAAGAUGAUCGGCCGAUGAAUUGGAUGAUCUUUACUCCGAGUUUCGCGUACCGUAUUUGAAACAGUGUCGUUUGUCGAUCGAACCAUUGUCGCGUAAGAAAGAAAAUUGCCGGGACAAGCGACGAGUUUCGAAUGUUUCCUUUGGCAGAAAUUUUGCAUAUCAGAAACGAGGAUAGGUAGUUUCCCUUUCUUUAAAUAACAAAUAUUUAGGCUUAACGUUAUACAGUGGAUUUAUUCCUAUGGUUUUAUCACGUUUCAAUAGUUAGGUUGAAGUAUCGAUUAAUUUAUAAAGCGUUACAGCAACGCGUCGCUCGAUGAAAGACAAAACGAACGUAAAAAUGUUCCAUUUGAAAACGUGUUUCUUUACUUUUAAAUAGUGAAAUUGUAAUCGUACAGGCCAUUGCGAAAUACAUCGAGUAUCGUACACUGAAUGGCGUAGAAAGGCAAAGAUGACACAAAGAAAAUGAUAAAACUUGGAUGUCCUUCGCAUUUAAAACGGUAGACAGAACAUUUGAACUAAGAAGAGCUUCCGUCCGUGUAGCCGUGUUACACGAACAAACAAAUCAUUUUGUGGUUUUCUGUGUUUCAGUUGCAGACCUUUAAGCCGGAAUAAAGAAUCACGGAAACGAACGUGAUCGGUCAUGCUCGGCGACUUCGUGUAAAAAUGACGAGGAAAUAGCAGUCUCGAGGUUUCAUGGACGGGUUUGUCCGAAGAAAAGCCGUCUCCUCUCCCGUCUACUCGUCUCUCUCAGGACUAUCGUCCAUCGUACGAUCGAUGGCCGUUUCUUUUUUCUCUCGUCGACCUAUCAUUACAAUGAUAAUGAAGUUGUUUUCCCAAUCCUCCGGGCUUUGACGGGCCAACGUAUUUAGGCGCGGUUCCACCGACGAAAAGCAGACAGACAGUGCCACACGAGCAACAUCGUAGUACGCUACUUGGAAACAGGAGUUGGAAGAAUUUGAGAAAUUCAGUGGAGGAAAAGAUAGGAAUAUACAUGGGCAGUAAUAUAAAGUAGAGAACGUUGGAACGUCGGGGUUACAAGUGAGAAACUGUCAUAGAAGCUCAGGCAGAACUUGCAGGAAUUUAUCAAACUACACGAAAGAGGAGAUAGAGACGUACAGCUGAAUUAACGCGAAACAGAGGACGUUGGAAUGUUAAGAUACGAACGAGCAGCUUUCAUAUAAGGAGCUUAGGCAAAACUUUGGAGAACUUGAGGAAUUAGAUCGAAGAGGACAAGGCAUAUGAAGAAGAUACUUGAAUGUUAAGAUCGCGAGUGAGAAACUUUCUGUUCGAAUAAAGGAUAAAGCAAUAUCGAGUGGAAAAUAGGAAUCAACGUAGAACGAGGAACAUCGAAGAAUACUAACGACGCGAACGAGGAAUGUUCACGGAAGAAAGUUGCAACGUUUAAGGGUGCUGCUUCGACGAUGAUAUAGUAUCCGACGUCAAAAGCUUCUUCCUCCAGUGUAAACUUGAUCGGAUAGACGCAGGACACGCUGGUUGAGGUGUUGUGGACGAUCAAAACAGCUGAAACGCGAAAAGAGAAAAAAUAAACGGUGAAAACUUAAAGAUGAGCAAUUCGAUGGCUCCGACGAUUAUUUUCUUCGUUAUCUUGUUAGUCUGUAAUUGCACGAUGGGUUACAAUAUCCUGCUGGCCACUAUGGGUGGCACGAAGUCGCACACCGUGCCAUUUGUGGCACUGGGUAGCAGUUUGAAGGCACGUGGACACAACGUGACCCUGUUGAGCGCGUUUCCGGGACCAGCUGCGAACAGCGGAUUGCAAGAGUUCGUUCCGCCUAUCUUCGAGGCUUAUGUCGGGAAUUACACGUCCGAAUGGGACUUGGUUGGCGCAAGAUUCCGAGAUGAAAUGCCUAUCUCUCCGUGGGACGCAAUGCGAUAUGCCUGGGAGGCAUGCGAGGCGCUUCUUCGCGACGAAAUCUCCGUAUCUUGGCUGAGAAGACCCGAAGGCAAUUCUCAGACGCGAUGGGACGUCGCGGUCGUCGACGGAGCCUUCCCCGAGUGCCUUCUAGGAGUUCUUCAUGGCGAGGAUGUGCCCACUAUCAUGCUGAAUACCGUGGCACUAUACAGCGGAUCCAUAAGUCGCCAAGGGAACCCAUCGCCAUGGUCCGUCACGCCUUACUUUGGCAAAUCCCUGACCCAGGACAUGAACUUCUUUCAAAGGGUUCUAAACGUAGCCUGUCUCGUCACCUUGAGAAUAAUGCACUGGAUUAUGGUCAGCGGGUACCUUCAAUCGGUUCUGAGAAAGUACCUAGGGAACCAGUUACCAGACGUGCGAGAUCUGACCACGGAGAUUCCUCUGACGUUGCAGAACAGUCAUUACAGCGUGGCGGAGUCGGUGCCGUAUUUAGCGAACGUGGUGAACGUCGCGUGUCUGCAUUGCAAGCCGGCGACAAAGCUUAGUCCCGACUUGGAGAGCUUCUUGCAACGCGGUUUCAUAUUCGUAUCUAUGGGUUCGUCGGUUCGAGCAUCAGGAAUGCCAGAGGCACUUCGUCAAAUUUUCGUGGCAGCCUUCGCCACGCUUCCGUACAACGUCGUGUGGAAAUGGGAAGGUAUGAAGAUCAAAGAUCUGCCGUCGAACGUCAGAACGGCGGCAUGGUGGCCUCAGCAAGAGCUGUUAGGCCAUCCGAAGCUACAAGCGUUCGUCUCACACGGAGGACUUUUGUCUUUGCACGAGGCUGCUUAUCACGCCGCCCCGACCCUCGUUUUGCCUGUUUUCUGCGAUCACGAUGGAAACGCGGCACAAGCUGAAAAACUGGGUUACGUUCUGGUGAUGGACUUGGCUAGGAUAUCCAUCGGAAGCUUUCGUGAUGGGAUUCUCAAGGUGGCUACCAUACACAACAAUUCGUACCGAAUAGCAGCGAAGAAGAGAAGCUCGUUGCUACGGGAGUUGCCAAUUAACCCCAGAAAACUGGCUACUUGGUGGGUAGAACACGUUGCCAAGUACAAAGGAGCUGAGCAUUUAAAAAGUUCUACAAGAUAUAUGAAUGUUAUUCACUAUUAUUCCAUCGAUGUGGCAAUGUUUUACGCGAUAGCGUUAUUACUAUCGGUAUACGGAUUGAAGAAAUUGUGUUGGAGAACUAUUUCCAAACAAAUUGUCAGGAAGAAAAUCGACUAGACUGUGAAUAGUGUCAAUUUCGUUUUCUGUGAAAUUAUCAUGUAUUUAUUUAAUAUGUUUAGUACCUUUUAAUACCGUUUAUGGAUAUUUUAGCGAUUUUUGAUAUUGCCUAUAUAAAUAUCUUACGAUUAGAUUUAAAAUAUUUUCUUAAAAAUCUAAACAUUUCUAUCCUCUUUACUGUGCUUGAAUUAAUAUGUAAUAUAGUAAAAUAAGCUCUAUUUAGAUGAAAGAAGAAAUAAUUAAAAGUAAAAAAUAGUGAUUAUUCAGAAAAUGAUAAUAUCGACGUAUAACAGGUUUCUACGUUAACUACUAUCGAUGUAGCGGACCGAAUGUAUCUUUGAAAUCUCACGGAAUGAUGCAAUGUAGUUUACAUUGCACAUGCAAUUUGCACAUUGCAAUUUGCAAAGUCUAUGGUUUAAACUAGAAGCGCGAAAAUAUAUUGAAACAAUCUUUUUGAGACUAUAUGCAAUUCAUAAAACUAUAAACAUCCGGUUGUUCGGCAAUUGAAUAAAAGCGAACUUGUUUACAAACAUUCGAAUCAAAAGCUAUUCUGACAUGUUAUAUGUAUAUUGCCUGCAUAACCACUCUCCGAUGUAAAUAAGAGAAACCAGAUAUAUAUCAUGAACAUUGAUAUAAAUCACUUCUGACAAGAUGUUUUUGCUUAUGCAACCUUCAACAAGAUAAAUAAAAAAUAGUACUCGCUUCAAAACAAAGACUCAACGAUAAGAUGUCUUUUUUACGUAGAUAUCUACUCUUAUGCAACCUUCAACGGGAUAAAUAAAAAACAGUAUUCGUUGCUUCGGAACAAA